AUUAAAAAUUAGCUGAGAGAUUGGAGUGAGGUCUGGAAUAAAACAUUUUGGGCGAAAACAAAACACAGAAGCAAGUUAUUGGAUUUAGCUACAUAACAGCACGUAUUACAACCUAUAGGUUGAAUCGAUAUAUCGAGAAGAUUUGAGUUCAGUGCCAUCAUUGGUUAUUCAUUUCGCUAAACGGACUUACUUGUUAGUUGUUAUUGUUCAUUCGUCAAGAAGAAGAUUCAAUUUCACUCAUGAAGGUUUUCAGUGUAUUGAUACUUCUUUCAUUUAACGACUGGUGUUUUGGUCGUUCCGUGGAACCAGCCACGAUAAAGGAGCGAUUUAGAAGGGCUAAAUAUGCAUUCAAGUUUCGCGUAAUAUCUGAAACAGUUGAAGAGUGCUUCGAUGCCACCGUCUCAACAACGACAGUAAAGACAACGGACUCUUCCACAGCCCCUACACCAACAACAGCCUUUGCGAAGGAAACAACUCAAAAAACGUCAAACAGUUCAGAUCAUCGUCAAACUCCCAUUAUCAAUGAAAUAUCAUCAAAGCCAACGCUUGAUAUAAGCAAUAAGCUCUCGGGAAAAACAGCGAAACCAACCGCAUUGGAAGUUGCAACUGUUGACGUGAAAAUAACAAAUCUAAAGACGAAGUCACACACAGAAAGUCAGAAUCAUAAUGUCUUUUCAACUACAGUCUACGUGCCUGCCAGCACGGUAACCCCAAAUCAAGGCAAUGUUUUUAGCUCAAUGCCAGCAGAUAAUACCGAAAACCGGGUAAAUUCUACAGAAAGCGUGGGACAGGGGCGCAGAAAGCGUAGUUGUGAUUAUCUGAUACGCUACCAAAGGAUUCGCAUUGGAAGAAAACACAUUUACAAAGGAUGCAAGGAGAUUAAUAAAAUGAAUCGAGUUGAAAAAAUGAAUCCAAUAUAUUUGAAGUCAGCUGUCAGAUUGCAAAUGGGCUACAAGGGGAAAAAGGAAAACAGGAACUAUUUUUUCAUGGGAAGAGAAGUUCCUGGUGAACACCCCGAUGAUUACGUGUUCAUGGCUGAUGAACUCACAGUCGUCAAGUGGAAACCAAAGGCCUGGAAAUUAAAGAAAUAUUUCAGAUCGAAUGGUGAACGAUGUGAUUAGAUCAGCUGUAUAGUGAUAAAUGUUGAAGUUUUUUAAUGUUUGUACUAGCAUAAUACGGAAAAAUAAUAAUAAUACUACCGUUUAAUAAAGGUUA
Messenger RNA from Dendronephthya gigantea, 1215 nucleotides. RefSeq lists its product as uncharacterized. The record is from RefSeq and is a predicted model, not a curated record. NCBI's taxonomy places the organism in Eukaryota, Metazoa, Cnidaria, Anthozoa, Malacalcyonacea, Nephtheidae. The transcript has 3 exons. Bases 240 to 1121 code for a protein of 293 amino acids.